AUGUUUGGAAGCAACGUUUCUAAAAAAAAGUUUUUUUUUUACAUAGCUACCCUUAGUUGUGGACCACCACUCAUUACUAACCUUAGUUUUUAUUCCUCCUCGGUUUUGCCCACGAAUCCUUUCCUCCGCUCAGAAACACGCCCGCACAUCGUUUCCACUUUUGUUGACGUCCCUAACAGCACGGUCCCACGUCUUUCAACACCUGAACGUGGGUCCCAAUCGAGCCCCAUCCCUGAGCCCCAUCUUUCCCAAUCGAGCCCCAUCCCUCAGCCCUCGCCGCCGCCAGCUCCAAUCCGCUCAGCCGCCGCCAGGUCCAAGCCUCCCGCCGCCAACUACUCGUCGGUCGGCCGCCCUGUCUCUAGGCCAUCUCGACACCAUCUCCUCGGCACUAGGAAGCCUCGGCCCCGCCAUCAGUUCCUCACUGGCAGGCCGCUCUACCGCGUCGCGUCGCCGCCAGGGCACGCUCCUCGUCGUCAACUCCUCCUCACCGCCUCAGUGCGCCCCCACCGCAGAUCGGAGAGUAGCCUGCGCAGAUCGGAGAGCAGGCUUGCCUCCACAGUAGUCGUUGUGCCACAGAUCUGCUCGACGCUCCCUCCUGCCGCCAAGCUCGCACUCACCAUUGUCGUCGAGCCAGACGAGCAGGAGGAGCUUCCCCACGUCGGUCGAUGCGACCCUAGAUUUGGGGGCAGCCGUUGUCGAUUUCACACCAUGCACUCAACAUCCUCCUUCGCCCAAGACUGCUUGCAGCAUGGAUUCACGCAUGUCGCGGGCGAGCGGCUCCUCCGAUGGAGGACAAGGAUGGCCUAGGUAUGGUCCGGUGUCGCUCAUCCGCUGCCCCAAAUGUGAAAGGCCGGAGUCGCUUGUUUGACUCAGAUCGAAAAGGUGGGAGAACGACAAUUUUGGUCGAGAGUUCAUGAAGUGUGAAAGCAAGCCGCAACAAGAUAAGGUUCUUAAAAUAUGCAAUUUUUUCAUGUGGAUGGAUGAUUAUGUCAAGAUGAUUGAAGGGGCAGAGUUGGUGGUGGUUUGAGAGAGAUGAUGCUGUCUAAAAUAUGGGAUGAACAAGCGGAAGAUGUGACUACGAACUGGAACAAAUUUGCUGCCAAAAUGAAGAAGGUGAAUGAUAAUAUGGUCGAGUUGAAGAAGAUGAAUGCCAGCAUGGUCGAGUUGAAGAACAUGUUUAUAGCUUUUUAUGCUUCUAUGAUGUUUAUUGUCUUGCUUUUUCUUGUGAUAAACUCAAAUUGUAAGUGCUAAAUCUGUGAUUAAUGGUGUGAAUUCUGGUGUGAGACAAAUUUAUGUGAAUUCUGUUGUGAGACAAAUUUAUGUGAAUUGUGUGAUGAGAUCUGAA
This is a messenger RNA of Zea mays, 1345 nucleotides long. RefSeq lists its product as uncharacterized. The transcript is spliced from 4 exons. Lineage: Eukaryota; Viridiplantae; Streptophyta; Magnoliopsida; Poales; Poaceae. The record is from RefSeq and is a predicted model, not a curated record. Bases 1 to 807 code for a protein of 268 amino acids.